Molecule: messenger RNA, 420 nt
Organism: Phragmites australis (common reed)
Lineage: Eukaryota; Viridiplantae; Streptophyta; Magnoliopsida; Poales; Poaceae
Exons: 3
Coding region: 58-420 (120 amino acids)
Cellular component (GO): nuclear pore
Source: RefSeq, a predicted model, not a curated record
CAUGAAAUGCUUCUGUAGGUUGGGAAUUGGUCCAGAUGGUUGACAGAUACGUUUUGCAUGGACGCUGCUGAAUCUGAAAAUGAUGGUCAAGAUGCAGAAGAUAAUGGUGAUGACAGAAUAGAUUCAGCUGAAUCAGAUUGUUUUAAGCUACUCAAUGAGUUGAGUGAUCUUCUGAUGCUCCCAAAGGACAUGCUUAUCGAAAAAUCCAUCAGGAAAGAGGUCUGCCCUUCUAUUGGCCUUCCAUUAGUAACAAGAAUACUCUGCAACUUCACUCCUGAUGAGUUCUGCCCUGAUCCUGUUCCUGGCAUGGUUCUGGAGGAACUGAAUUCUGAGAUAGACAAACAAAUUCCUAUAGUCGAAAAUGCGCUAGCAAAGAUGAUUAAUUUUCCACUUGCAGUUAAAAAGUAUAAUCACUAUUAG